Choloepus didactylus (southern two-toed sloth) is the source of this 3857-nucleotide messenger RNA. RefSeq names its product janus kinase and microtubule interacting protein 2 (gene JAKMIP2). Gene Ontology annotation, molecular function: kinase binding; microtubule binding. The record is from RefSeq and is a predicted model, not a curated record. The coding region runs from base 273 to 2735 and encodes 820 amino acids. NCBI's taxonomy places the organism in Eukaryota, Metazoa, Chordata, Mammalia, Pilosa, Megalonychidae. The transcript is spliced from 22 exons.
AAAAAAAAUCCCAGCAGCCGCUGCUGAUGUUGGAUUCCGAGGCUGCAUCCGACUCGGUCACAGGGAAAAUGGAUUCAGUUUGCAUCUCUCCCUCCCUUCAACAGCUUCUCUGGGUCUCAGCAAGGGCUUCCAGGGCAGUGGGUGAGGAGACCUUACCAAGGAGCACCACACAGUAGGUGCUGAAACAUCACAUUACAGGAUAAGAAACAGUAACAUGGCAGCGCCUGCUUGAAAGGAAUUAAAAACCAACAAACUCCAUUUAGAAAGGAACAAUGUCCAAGAAAGGGCGAAAUAAGGGCGAGAAGCCCGAGGCGCUCAUUGUCGCCCUUCAAGCUGCCAACGAAGACCUCAGGACCAAGCUCACAGACAUUCAGAUAGAGCUGCAUCAAGAGAAGUCCAAGGUGUCUAAGCUUGAAAGAGAGAAAACCCAAGAAGCAAAGAGGAUUCGUGAGCUGGAGCAGCGCAAGCACACGGUCCUGGUGACGGAACUCAAAACCAAGCUCCAUGAGGAGAAGAUGAAGGAGCUGCAGGCCGUGAGGGAGAAUCUCAUCAAGCAGCACGAGCAGGAAAUGUCAAGGACAGUGAAGUUGCGGGAUGGAGAGAUCCAGAGGCUCAAGUCGGCUCUGUGUGCUCUCCGGGAUGGCAGCAGUGACAAAGUAAGGACAGCGCUCACCAUUGAGGCCCGGGAGGAGGCCCGGAAACUAUUUGAUGCAGAGCGUCUUAAGCUCUUACAGGAAAUUACGGACCUGAAAACUGCCAAGAAGCAGGUGGACGAGGCUCUGAACAACAUGAUCCAAGCGGAUAAAAUUAAGGCGGGGGACCUUAGAAGUGAGCAUCAGUCCCACCAGGAAGCCAUCUCCAAGAUCAAGUGGGAGUCGGAGAGGGAUAUUCGGAGGCUGAUGGAUGAAAUCAAAGCCAAGGACAGGAUCAUCUUUUCCCUGGAAAAGGAACUGGAGACCCAGACAGGCUAUGUACAGAAACUCCAACUGCAGAAGGAGGCUUUGGAUGAACAACUCUUUCUGGUGAAGGAGGCCGAGUGUAAUAUGAGCAGUCCAAAACGAGAAAUUCCGGGAAGGGCAGGAGAUGGCUCUGAACACUGCAGCAGUCCUGACUUGAGGAGAAAUCAAAAGAGAAUAGCUGAAUUGAAUGCCACUAUAAGAAAAUUAGAAGACAGGAAUACACUCCUUGGAGAUGAACGAAAUGAAUUGUUAAAACGCGUGCGAGAAACUGAAAAACAAUGUAAACCCCUCCUGGAAAGGAAUAAGUGCCUCGCCAAGAGAAACGACGAGCUGGUGGUGUCUUUGCAGCGCAUGGAAGAGAAACUAAAAGCUGUUACCAAGGAAAAUUCAGAAAUGAGAGAAAAAAUAACAUCCCAUCCACCCCUGAAGAAAUUAAAAUCUCUGAAUGACCUCGACCAAGCUAAUGAAGAACAAGAGACAGAGUUUCUAAAACUUCAAGUCAUUGAGCAACAGAACAUCAUUGAUGAGCUCACAAGGGACCGAGAAAAGCUCAUCCGUAGGAGGAAGCAUAGAAGAAGUUCCAAGCCAAUUAAGAGGCCUGUUUUGGACCCAUUUAUUGGCUAUGAUGAGGACUCCAUGGAUUCAGAGACAUCAUCAAUGGCCUCGUUUAGAACAGACCGAACACCAGCUACCCCUGAUGAUGACUUGGAUGAAAGUUUAGCAGCAGAAGAAUCUGAGCUGCGAUUUCGACAAUUAACAAAAGAAUACCAAGCCCUCCAAAGAGCAUAUGCCCUCCUUCAGGAGCAGACUGGAGGCAUCAUCGAUGCAGAAAGAGAAGCCAAGGCUCAAGAACAGCUUCAAGCAGAGGUGCUAAGAUAUAAAGCCAAAAUUGAAGAUCUGGAAGCAACUCUGGCUCAGAAAGGGCAGGAUUCACACUGGGUAGAAGAUAAACAACUUUUCAUUAAGAGAAACCAGGAGCUUUUAGAAAAGAUAGAAAAACAGGAGGCAGAAAAUCACCGGUUACAACAGGAACUACAGGAUGCCAGAGACCAGAAUGAGCUGCUGGAGUUUCGAAACCUAGAGCUAGAAGAAAGAGAGAGACGAUCUCCUCCAUUUAAUCUACAAAUUCACCCAUUCUCAGAUGGUGUGAGUGCUCUACAGAUCUACUGUAUGAAAGAAGGUGUCAAGGACGUGAACAUCCCUGAUCUUAUAAAGCAGCUUGAUAUCUUAGGUGAUAAUGGGAAUUUAAGAAAUGAAGAACAAGUGGCCAUAAUUCAGGCCAGCACUGUGUUGUCCCUAGCAGAAAAGUGGAUCCAGCAGAUUGAAGGAGCAGAGGCUGCCCUGCAUCAGAAAAUGAUGGAACUGGAAAGUGACAUGGAACAGUUCUGCAAAAUCAAAGGCUACCUGGAGGAAGAAUUAGAUUAUAGAAAACAAGCUCUCGACCAAGCAUACAUGAGAAUACAGGAACUAGAAGCCACUUUGUACAAUGCUCUGCAGCAAGAAACUGUUAUCAAGUUUGGUGAACUGUUAAGUGAAAAACAGCAAGAGGAGCUGAGGACGGCAGUAGAAAAGUUACGGCGGCAGAUGCUGAGAAAGAGCAGAGAGUAUGACUGUCAGAUUCUUCAGGAGAGAAUGGAGCUCUUGCAGCAAGCCCAUCAGAGAAUUCGAGACUUAGAAGAUAAAACAGACAUCCAGAAAAGACAGAUAAAGGACUUAGAAGAAAAGUUUCUGUUUCUAUUCUUGUUCUUCUCUCUUGCCUUUAUUCUAUGGCCUUGAUGUCAAGGUGCCUCUUAAAGAGUAACCGACAACAGGGGUAAGACCUAGAAAGGCAAAUGCUUCCAAACCUUCAAAGAUGGCAACAUUGUUUACACAAGUAAAAGGGAAAUCAAAAGCAAAGAAUUACUCGGUAGCCAGGACUACAAUUGUGUAUUUGAAAGCCAUUAUUCAAGGUUUCUUCUUGACAGUUCCUACAUGACCCUGUCGAAAAUCUACAAUAUAUGCUGCAUUUACAUGUAUAUGUCAAACCAGAAGAAAAGAACUAUAAACAUAUAUUGUAUAAAGAAAAAAAUUCAACAAUGGAAUCAGUUUCAGCAGAUCAAGCGAAGAUGUGUUUUGGGCAUGGAACCAAAGUUACAAUGAAACAUUCUACCCCUGCUGUGCAGGGGGGGUCAUUUUAAUUUAACACCGCACCCCAUGGAAACACUAGUCCUGAUAAUAAACAUCAUUUUAAAAAAUCAAAACAACAACAACAAAAAAAACCAAGGGUGGGUGGGAAAUGAAGCACGAGGAAUACAUAUGAGGAACUAUUUACAAUAAAAUGUUUAAUUUGAAAAGUCUGGUUUCUUAAUACAGGGAUUUGCUUUUCUGUCUAUAUUAUUGUUUUAAACUCAGGAACAGAAACAUCUGCAAUAUGAAUGGGAGGAAAAGCACUAUCCAGUUUGCUUUUCUGCAAAAAGUGAUGGUUGUGGAAUGCAUCACUUAGAUGACAGUUGAGAAGCGGAUCACAGUGACCCCAACUAAACUGACAACCAAGGCAAAGGACCCGUUGAACAUAACCUAAGAAAUAAAGGCAGGGUUGAUCUUCCUUGACCCUCUCUUACAUCCAGGUUCUUCCACCAACAAAAGACUGAUCUCGUACAUAGAAAAUUAAGAAGAUACUUUAAAUCGCAAGCUCCCUGACUUAGUUCCGCUUAGAGAGCCAACAUCUGUGGGGAACAUAGGCCAGACAACAUCUCGGAAUCUCUCAAUUUCCAAAAUACUGAUUUUUAAAUGGCUGCUUAAAAUUGCCUCCAAGUGAAUAUGUUAUAUGGUUUGGGUAAAAACACAAUAGAGGUGAUAAAUAAACUAACAAAACUUGAGUUUGCCACAGAGAUGUGAAUAUUAAACUAAAUUGCAUUA